CUUUCUUCCCCGGCCCCCCGUGGAAGUGCUCCCUUUCUGUUCCUCUGGGCCUAGUAGCGCAGUCCCCAAACUCCACGCCUGCCUUGUUGUCGUUCGGGGCCGGGAGAAGAAGUUCGGCUGCUUGGGCCUCCCUCUCCCCGCACCUCCCUCACGAAGCUUGACAUCCCAUCUCCGUGCCUGAGGCACCGCCAAGCCACACAUCCAGGACUUGGGCCAGGGCUGGGAAAGAGGCAGCCAUGACGAGAUCAGUGUCUUGUUUCCUCUCUCACUGGGGUCUCCACUGCACUUUCAGUUCUCCUGUCUCCCGAGUUGUAUACAAUGGCAAGAGAAACAGCAGCCCUCGCUCCCCAAGCAACAGCAGUGAGAUCUUCACUCCUGCACAUGAGGAGAAUGUGCGUUUCAUCUCUGAAGCAUGGCAGUGUGUGGAGCGGGAUCUCCGCAAUCAGAUGGCAAGUGGUGAACGGGGACUUGUGGAGGAGUAUGUGGAGAAGAUGCCAAACCCCAGUCUGAAAACUUUCAGACCUGUUGACUUGAGUGACCUAAAGCGGCGGAACACACAGGAUGCUAAGAAAUCCUAAAAUGGCUCGGCCUGCCUCAGCCCCAAGUGCUGGCGUGUGGCCACUGGUACAUGAAUUUGAUGACUUUGUGUUGGUUUCCUCCUUUGGUCUGGCUUGUGCCUGGGGCUGGCUCCGAAUUCCCUAAGGAAGGAUAGGCUUCUUGCCUUUUCUUCACAGCUUCCCUUGGCCUGGCCUGGCCUGCCUGCCUUCAUUCUACAAUUGGCCCUAGAAAUUACCUUUCCCCCUUAGUAAAUGACAUUUUACUCUGAUGGUGGCCAAGAGGUUGGUGUGUACCCUGUCUGUUUUAGGAGUGUGGAAUAAGGCAGAAGAAUCAGGAACAAUAUCUAAUCUCUCCCUAUACCCGUCUCAAAGCCCAGCCCUUCUUAGGGCAAGGCUAAGAGAGAAUGAUGGGACAGAAGCAAUAUGGGUUUUCGUUGUCCACCCUAUCAAUACAUUGUGAGAAUUCAGACUGACUCCUCAUACAGUACCUGAGCUUUUAGACUGGAGGAUGAAAGAGUGUUGUGCUACGAUCUCCAUAUGCUAUCUGCUCAGCUCUGUGGCACAACAAUGGAGAAACUCUGAAGAUAGAGGCUGAGGGACCCAGGUACAAAGUCUCCCAAGGGAAAACUCUUUUGGGAUUCUGUUGUAUAGGAUAAAACUGAGUCGACUCCCUUAUUCUGAGCUGAGCAGGUACUCCAGGUUCUGCUGUCUUUACACUCGGCUGACUUGCAGCCCCAGCCAGGGGGGGCAGGUAGCAUUUCUGAGCUAGCCCCAGAGCCCAGCCCCUGUGCCCCAGCAGGGCUGGGGACAGCCUUGGUGUGUGCUGGGCACUGGCAAGUGGCAGUAGUGCCCAAGUUUGUGUCCAGCUCAGGCAGUGAUGUUGGGGACCCUGCUCAGAGUUGGGUAGGCAAGGGGCAUGGUGGCUGUUCUUUUCCCUUUGUAAUGUCCCCUCUUGGUCUGUGUCUGUCUUUUAAGGAGUGUUGUAAAUAAAAACUGGUUAGUCAUUUUGA
Messenger RNA from Podarcis raffonei (Aeolian wall lizard), 1567 nucleotides. RefSeq names its product MAPK regulated corepressor interacting protein 1 (gene MCRIP1). The transcript is spliced from 5 exons. The record is from RefSeq and is a predicted model, not a curated record. Lineage: Eukaryota; Metazoa; Chordata; Lepidosauria; Squamata; Lacertidae. Bases 237 to 578 code for a protein of 113 amino acids.